Cebus imitator (Panamanian white-faced capuchin) is the source of this 2281-nucleotide messenger RNA. RefSeq names its product citramalyl-CoA lyase (gene CLYBL). The coding region runs from base 12 to 1034 and encodes 340 amino acids. The record is from RefSeq and is a predicted model, not a curated record. The transcript has 9 exons. Lineage: Eukaryota; Metazoa; Chordata; Mammalia; Primates; Cebidae. Gene Ontology annotation, biological process: regulation of cobalamin catabolic process. Gene Ontology annotation, molecular function: (S)-citramalyl-CoA lyase activity.
GCGUCGGGAAGAUGGCGCUACUUCUGCUGCGGAGGGCGGCGCGCGGAGCGGCGGCUGCGGCGCUGUUGAGGCUGAGAGCGUCUCUAGCAGCUGAUGUCCCCAGGUUUGGAUAUAGUUCCUUAUCUAGUCACAAGUAUGUCCCCCGGAGGGCAGUGCUUUAUGUACCUGGAAAUGAUGAAAAGAAAAUAAAGAAGAUUCCAUCGCUGAAUGUGGAUUGUGCAGUGCUCGACUGUGAGGAUGGUGUGGCUGCAAACAAAAAGAAUGAAGCUCGACUGAGAAUUGUAAAAACUCUUGAGGACUUUGAUCUGGGCUCUACUGAAAAAUGUGUGAGAGUCAACUCAGUUUCCAGCGGUCUGGCGGAAGAUGACCUAGAGACCCUUCUGCAAUCCCGGGUCCUUCCUUCCAGCCUGAUGCUACCAAAGGUGGAAAGUCCUGAAGAAAUCCAAUGGUUUGCAGACAAAUUUUCAUUCCACUUAAAAGGCCGAAAACUUGAACAACCAAUGAAUUUAAUCCCUUUUGUGGAAACUGCAAUGGGUUUGCUCAAUUUUAAGGCAGUGUGUGAAGAAACCCUCAAGAUCGGGCCUCAAGUGGGUCUCUUUCUAGAUGCAGUCGUUUUUGGAGGAGAAGACUUUCGAGCCAGCAUAGGUGCAACAAGUAGCAAAGAAACCCUGGACAUUCUCUACGCCCGGCAAAAGAUUGUUGUCGUAGCGAAAGCCUUUGGUCUCCAGGCCAUAGAUCUGGUGUACAUUGACUUUCGAGAUGGAGAUGGGCUUCUUAGACAGUCGCGAGAAGGAGCUGCCAUGGGCUUCACUGGUAAGCAGGUGAUUCACCCUAACCAAAUUGCUGUGGUCCAGGACCAGUUUUCUCCUUCCCCUGAAAAAAUUAAGUGGGCUGAAGAACUGAUUGCUGCCUUUAAAGAACAUCAACAAUUAGGAAAGGGAGCCUUUACUUUCCAAGGGAGUAUGAUCGACAUGCCGUUACUGAAGCAAGCCCAGAACAUUGUUACGCUUGCCACCUCCAUCAAGGAAAAAUGAUCUGUUCAAUGAAGCUCUCAUCAGGAUGAUCCAGAGAAGCCCUUGGCUAGAGGGGAUGAUGGGCCUGAAUUCCAGGCUCCACCCUGGCCCCACAAGCAGCCAGCCUGCCCCACACAGAGGGGCCUCCUCAAGGCCUCACUGACAGCCUCACCUCCCCACCCAGGAAGCCCUACAGACCUGGGGAAAAGCAGACCCCUCUACCAGGUCCCUAGCUGGUGCUGAGGCCAGACCAGCUAGGCCUCCCACUGCUGGUCACCCCUAGGCCACAGGUUUCUAGGUCCCAACCACAUGGGACUGCUUGCCACGCCCCUGCCCUCAUCCCAAACAAAACCACCUUUUUUAGUCUCCCCAAAUAUCCAGUUAUCAUCUUCCUACUAAGCCAGUGGUCCCAAUUAUGGUAGGAUCAUGAGACUAGGUCCUAUGAGAGCCACAAAUCUGGACUGAAGUCCCAUUCCCUGAACAGAGACCCAAAUGAGGAGGGCCCGAAGAGUCCAGUCCUGGUCAGAGACCCAGAGUGCCUUAGUCCUUGAAGGACAAAACUCCAGGAAGAAGAUGCUAGAAGGCAAAGGGUAUUCCCCCUCUUUCCCCACCUGAAUCUCUGUAGUGCCAUGGGUGGGGCAAGGUACCCUGGGAAGGGUGGGAGAGCAGCCGGGGGCAUGUGAGUCAUCUCCACUGGGCACGCCAGACACCCCGACAUGGGGAAAUGAGGGCUGCCAGACUCCUGAGCCAGGCGUGGGCGACAGGAAGAGGACCUUGCAGCUAAUCUGAUUAAUUAGAAACAAUACCUGUUUAUAUUUUGUGUAGCUCAUCACAAGCUGCUUAGCCAUAUCACCCCCCUGUUAUUAAUUCUUGGGGUCUAAAUUAUGGGUAACACUAUUAAAACAUUAUCAGAACUAAUGAGAAACAAUUACUUAGAAAAUGAGCCAGGACAAGAUUGAGUUGAGAACAUCAGUGGUGAUCACUGUGGAUUAGUUUAAUAAAUCAUCAGGUGCAAGGCAAGACUGACUGGAUGUAUGCAAAGCCCCGUCACGGGAAAAUGAAAUUGAGAUUUUUUUUUGCAUAAUUUUUUCAUUAAUCUCAAUAGGACCCGUGUGGUGUAGAUUGCUUUAUUCCCCUAAUACCUUGCCUGAGGGGGGGUGCCCAAUAAUGUCUUCAUUGUUUUACUGAGGUCUUAAUGACAAUCUGUGACAACCUCAUUUUAAUGUAUAGAGGAUUAUAUCAAUACAGUCAUGUUUUAUUGAAAUGGU